GCAAGUUUUGCGCAAAUCGCCAAGACUUGCACUUGCCAAGAUGAGCGAGAAUGGUGGUGCGAACAGCGGCACGACAGCAGGGUCCGCCAACAGUGCCCAGCGUGGUGGCGUUGGAAAGCUGAGCAGUAGGGAGGAAGAGCUGCGGCGUGUGUUUCGAGGAUUCCAGUCGCUCUUCCAGCAAGCGGAGCAACCUGCACGUCGCAAAUUUCCCCUUGAGUGGCAUGCUGGUCGCUUGUUCCUGGCGCUGUUGACACCCAUGGUGACCUGGGCUGGGCUCAAAUAUGCGGAGUGGAAACUGACGGCCAAACACAACGGCAGCAGCAUUGAGGAAGAGCUUGGCAGGCGAAUGGGCGGUAUUGUUACCGAGGAUGGUGACACCAGCGAGACGUCGACGGCAGGGACAUCUUGGUCACAAGAACACAAGACCCAGCAACUUGAUGAAAGAUUACAGAAUGUUGAAUCGAAGCUGGGCACGCUGCUGUCCAUGCUGGGCACGCAACAACAACAACAACAACAACAACAGCAACAACAACAACAACAACAACAACAACAACAACAACAACAACAACAACAACAACAGCAACAACAACAACAACAACAACAACAACAACAGCAACAACAACAACAACAACAACAACAACAACAGCCAACAGAGGGUUCAGUGGAUACUCGGGAUUCCAGUAAGCCAGAGUCAGCUCGUGCACAACAGUCGUCAUCGUCAUCGCGACCCUCACCAUCAUCAGCAUCAUCAGCGACAGCAGCAGCAGAAACACCUUCGCAGAAGCCUCCACCAUCGGCGUCGUAGUGUUGCAUGCAUCAUACUGAUCUUGAGAUGUCGCUUCAUGUCUACCGCCGUCACAGCUUCACACCGAUAGUUUGCCAAUGUCGUGUCUGUGCAUGCCACCCUUAUUUGGUUCUUCUACCCCCAUGACCCCCCCCCCAACUAUGCGCGCAUCCUCGAGCUUCCCUUCCCCUCUUCUCCAUCGGCGUCACGCAAUUUCCACAGCAACUAGUGUAAUAACAGCAGGAACAGCCUGGUUGUUGCAAGUACACGUGUCACACCAAAGGUCCGCCAUAAAGCCAGACGCACAGCCGUGCACACAC
This is a messenger RNA of Salpingoeca rosetta, 1104 nucleotides long. RefSeq lists its product as uncharacterized. The record is from RefSeq and is a predicted model, not a curated record. Bases 41 to 805 code for a protein of 254 amino acids. Gene Ontology annotation, molecular function: transcription cis-regulatory region binding. Gene Ontology annotation, biological process: regulation of transcription by RNA polymerase II. Gene Ontology annotation, cellular component: nucleus. NCBI's taxonomy places the organism in Eukaryota, Choanoflagellata, Craspedida, Salpingoecidae. The transcript has 4 exons.